AGUUUUCGAGAGAGAGGAAAAGAGCGGGAGAGGGAGAAGUCAAUGAGAAAAACAUUCCAUGUGAAUGUCAAGGGCGGGAAGCUGGAGGGACAAAGCUAAUUCUUUAAGGAGUCUUCCUCUGUGGCUGCUGGACUGCUUCCGUCAUGUUCUCAGACACCAGAGCACCUGGGGAGCACAGAGGCUUUCAGCACAGCAACCCUCAUCUCAACCUCUGGCUCCACAAUAGAUUCAGGGCCCAUCACAGUGACAUGGGACUCAAUGGGCAGCGCAGGCGGACUGAUGCCAACCUUACCUAUCCCAACAGAGCCAAAGAGGUAGGCUUUAAAUCACAAGAGGUUAUCAACAAUAUACAUGUGAAGGAAAGGAUGGGUCCCCAUUUGAAUGGACUGGGAUUGGAGGAGCUAGAUUUAAGAAGCCAAGUUGGCAGUCCUUCCAGGUGGAGCCAGGUCCGGUCUCCAGAGCCAGGCCUGAGACACAGCGCAUCUGUCAGGAACCACUACACAGAACACUCCUUUGUUUGGAACCACCGCCAGACGUUACCACACCCCUCAGUCAGGAACUCCGUUACUGCCCCCGCUCCACCAACACAGUUCAAAGGUCAAGACGGCUGUAAAGUGCCUGUUUGUUUGGAGGACCAGCUUUGGGGUUACCCCAGACAGACCUGUCAGAGAAACCUUCAUAAAUCCAGCUGGGUGGAUACAACCACAGCCACACAGGGCUUACCCAGACACCAGAGUUUCGGUUCUACCUUGAGGUCCACCCCCAAAAAAGUCAGAAACAUCCAGAGAGACUUGACUAGACCAGUAGGCGGACCAGAGACCAGAAGAGACCAGAAAUACUUGACUAAACCUGUGGAGGGUUACAAUGGACCCAGCUCUCUGCAUGAGGUCAUAUUCUCUACAGAGGUUCCUCAGAGAAAUAUUGGAGGUCCCACUCUCCGACCCCAGCAGAGCUCCAGUAAGCCCUGUCCCACCCCAGAGGAUGUCCAGACCAGGCCCGCCAGCGGCCACCAUGGCUCCAGGAGAGGGCCAGGGCUGACUGGGUCGAAGAGGAGCCACCGGAAGGUGGUCCGUGAUCAGAUCCGGAGAGUGGUGGAGAACCUGGAGGAGGUUCUAGGAGGCCUGAAGGACAUCCAUCAGGAGAUGAAGGAGGUGGUGCAGCAGAUUGAGCUGCUGACCUCGUCCAUUGACCUGAGUGAAGGGGAAGCCAGCCCCAGCCUGCCCAGCGACAGUAGCUCCACCUCCAGUGGAGUCGCGAUGGGCAGUAGCCAUCAGAGGCCCAGAGGCCCAGGGGGUGAGGAGGCCAGGCAGGGGGACGCAGCUCUGUCCUCCCUCAUCAGGACUAACUCACCCCAGCGUCACAACCCUGCCUCCAGCCCGGUCCGCCUUCCCCACCAACUUGCUCCCAGGCCUCACAGGAGUAGCCCUGUUCGCCCUCCCACCUCUGGUCUGUCCCCCAUCAGUACCAACCCACCUCACCCCAACACCCAUGAUCCCUCAGUCAAGAGCAAGAGUUUACAUUACCCCCUCAACCAUGCCUCUAACUCUGCUCUCUUUCACAUCCUUGGACUUUCCCCCCAUGAAAUAAGUUCCCCUCCUCACCCCUCUGCUCUCGGUCCUUCUGUCACCUUAGAAACCCAAACAGGGUCACCCAUGAGGUCACCUCUCCCUGUCAGCCCACCCAGAGCCCGUAAGACCCAGACCAUGGUGGAGGGAGUGAGGACAACAUCUGCUAGACCGCUGGGGCUAACGCAGGGCCAGACAGUCCCACACGGCCCAGGGAGAGUUCCGGGGCCCAAGGGCCACAAGCCGCCUCCUUACCCGCACGAUGGGCACUUUGAUCGGGGGGCAAGUAAAGGCAAGGACCCCAAGAAAGCUCCCCCAUAUCCUGUGAAGAGAAGACUGCUCUCGACCACGGUGUGAGAGGGAGGUGGUUGGAUUAAUGGAGCAACUACCACAGAGCUGAGGGAGCAGAGGGUGAUUUAAGGCUCGCCAACUUGAGCAGAGCCCACAUUUCCAAGGUGAUGAGAGGUGUCUCGGGGGGACAGUGCCGUCAGGAGGAGAGGUUGAACGGUUCUGUUCUGACGACAGCGUAUGUCUGAGGCUUUGUCCUUGCGAGGGAGGAUGGUCA
Oncorhynchus masou masou (cherry salmon) is the source of this 2130-nucleotide messenger RNA. RefSeq lists its product as uncharacterized. The coding region runs from base 144 to 1922 and encodes 592 amino acids. The transcript is spliced from 3 exons. NCBI's taxonomy places the organism in Eukaryota, Metazoa, Chordata, Actinopteri, Salmoniformes, Salmonidae. The record is from RefSeq and is a predicted model, not a curated record. Gene Ontology annotation, biological process: positive regulation of translation; positive regulation of cell size.